Molecule: messenger RNA, 2043 nt
Organism: Liolophura sinensis
Lineage: Eukaryota; Metazoa; Mollusca; Polyplacophora; Chitonida; Chitonidae
Exons: 6
Coding region: 127-870 (247 amino acids)
Source: RefSeq, a predicted model, not a curated record
GAACUAGGGUGUGUGUUACUUUUGAAGGUGUUCUGAUUGCACUGGCUGCUUACACUAAGUAGUGUAGUGACAGCUGUACAACCGGUUGGGAGAUAUGGUGUCAAAAGAAUCCGACUUUACCUGCACAUGAGAACAACACAUGCACCGGAAGUGACGUACCAAGAAAACACGGAAGACGAGAUGAAUGAGAACCUCGCAGUGGCACUAGCGGGAAAGCUGUCAUAUGAGUCACGUGAUGUUGGGAGAGUCUGGAAUUUACUUCGAGGGCCUUACUAUCAGCACAAUCAGCUCGUGCGGCAUGCUCAGAAACUGAAGUUGGAGAACACCGAAAGCGGUCCACGGUAUUUUCGUCUUCUACCACUAGGUGGCGGUUACAGCAUAGCGACAGACGCCGCUGUUUUUGUGAUCUGGCUCCUAGUUUUCGUGUACCCAUUCGCUGCCAUAGGGACAGCUUGUUUCUGUCGGAAUGUGGUAAACAUUAUCAGCGCCGUUAUUCUGGCCAUGCUUAUAACCUUUCAUAUCGGAUGCAUGUGGUUGGCGAGCAAAAACUGGAAGAAAUUAAAACAUAGCUGGUACUUUACAAAGAUAGCAAUGCCAAAUCUCUUUGGCAUGGAGAACCGACUGACAAAUAUCACAACCGAGACUUUAAACCAAACCGACCAUUUAAACAAAUCGCAGAAACAGAUCAUUCUAACAAAGCUACAUUCAGAGAAAAUGGAGAAUGGAAAAGUUCUGGUGAUGAUUGUAAGUGACGUAUACUGGAAGACCAAGGUAUUGGAUCCCAUUAUAUUACUCUCCGUCAUGGCCACAGCCAACCUUGUGUCAUUGAUAUUACAAAUAGAGUUUUACAAAAGUGACGGAGUUGCGUGACCACAGUUGCAGGGUAGCAGUUGAUGUCGAGACAGGGAAACAUAGCAGCUGACACCUUCGGAACUUUCGCCAAUCCAGGAUUUAGGCCAGCCUACGGGCCGUAUUGAUUUAAGAAAUCGGAGAAACAGAGGGGUGUAGGCCUUACUGGUAUGACAAAUCAGAUAAAUAGAGCAGUUUACGAACUACAGUUAUGGCAAAUCAGAGAAAUAGAGGGGUACGCUGACUGUACUGGUAUGACAGUUCACCCUGGUGGAGCCCUGGUCAUACAGGCCCUACUGAUACAUGCAUUAACAGGUACAAAUAUGAUCAGCCAUAUAAAUGGAGAAACAUAAAGUCCGAUGUGCUAUGACAAGUGACACCAUAACGUGUGUGGAUGAGGAAAUACUAUAGUGCUUGUCCCUUUGAUAACGAGUCUUAUGUAUUGACUGUUUUAUGGGUAGAGGAAAGCGGAUUGUGUGUGAAUAAACCAUGGUUAUUUGUAUCGGACCAAAAUCCUGACAUAGAGCAGUGGCGGACGCAAUUAGAGUUGAACACGAGACCUCAAACAUCUUGUUCAGAUAAGCAGCAAGCCACUUCACUGAAUUAUAUUGCUUUACUUUAUAUACCAGUGGUAACAAUGAAGCCAAUUUAUUUAUCGUUAUCCCAGCUUCCCCCUACCGUAUCUUUGAGUACGGCGUAAAAUACCAAUGAAAUAAAUAAAUAAAUUUAGCGUUACUUAAUAUGGAGAACAAAGCUAUACUUCAAACGUGUUCGGAUCACGGUGGGCUUUUUAAAAUUGUAUUUGCUUGAUUACUAUUAUGUAGUCCACCGACACUUGGUAAUUAAGUUGCUGACGAACUUUCCUGUGUGUUAGGCAUAGACAUUGAUCCACACUAUGUUGAUGAAAGCAAAGAAGUUUUCAACGAACCCUAGACUGCGCAACUCGAACCCGUAUUUUUGUGUCCUUGACAGACAAGCACCAUUAACCACUCGGUCAGGACGCAUUCCUUGUAAAAUUAAAUGGAAAGCGCCGGUAACACUCAAUUUGUAUGUGGUUUGGCGUCCUUGUUACUGUCUCGCAGGGUUGACCAAUGGGUUACCCAAACGUCAGAAUUGUUCUUCCCAAUGCCCUUUUUGCACUGCGUCUGAGAAGAACACUGAUGAUAAGUUGUUUCUGUGAUGUUUGUUGUUUCU